UAAACUUUUUAGAGGUCGCAUGUGCAUGCAUUCUCUUAUUUUAAAUUUUUUUAAUAAAAAUGAGCUUUAAAAAGUUGUCAGAGUUACAGUUAGCAGAGUAUUUGUUAUCAAAAAGAAUAUCUAUAGAUGCUACAGAAAAGCUUAAAAAUGAAGAAAUUGACGGGACAGCUUUUUUGGAGUUGAACGCAUUAUUGCUGCAUGCAAUGGGCAUCAAAAUGGGCCAGGCCAUUAAAAUUCAAGCCAUAAUUGAGGGAAAAAAGGUGAAAAAUAUAAUUGUAAUAAAAUAUGGAGCUCAGAAAAUAUUAUUUAUUUUUUAUUAAAAAUAUAUUUUUAGUUAAAUAUAAAUUAUGAUGAUUAAAUUAAUGCAUUAGUGUAACAUUAUUUUUAUAUUUUACAUGAUAUUUUUCAGGGAUUUUUACGACUGAGUUGUUACUUGUGCACAAAAAAAUUUCAAUCCACUAAUGAUUAUACUUAUCAUUUAAGAAACACGCACCUGUUGUUUGAACCUUGUUUUUUACGAUGCAAUGCUGAUGGUUGCAUGCGCACAUUCACACUUUAUAAAGUGUUAUGUAAACAUUAAAAAAACUCAUAUGUGUCAUAAUAAUUUGAAAGAAGUUGAUAAACAUUCAGAUAUUACUGUCCAAAAUACAGAAAAUGAAUACUUAGCUGAAGAUUACAAUGAGGUUUUAUAUUCUGAAAGUUUAACAAAAGAAAGUGUAGCAAAAGAAAGUGUUUUUAUUGCACCUAUUGUAGACGAGUAUGGUGUUUCACACGCAGCAUUAAAAUUUUUGAUGUCUCUGCAAUCUUCUAGUUCCAUUUCUCUAAGCGUAUCUCAGUUCAUAAUGGAUAGUUUAAAUGAGUUGUUAAAGGAUAUUAUUAAUUAUCUGCUUGCCAAGACAGACGUUGUGUUAAAAACAUACAGAUGUGAUGCCGUAACAUUUAAUACUCUUUCAGAAGAAUUUAACAACUGGAAAAAUCUUUUUAAAGGCAUUGAUACUCAUUAUAAAAUGUUGAAUUAUCUUAAAGUAAAAGGUCUCUAUGUUGAACCUGAAGCACAUUCAAUAGGAGAUCGGUGGGAUGUUAAGCGAGACAGAUCAACAAAGCAACAAAUGCAGGUGUGUGUAAAAAAUAAAUUUUACCUUAUACCAAUUGAGAAAACUUUGAAAUUGGUUUUGCGACAACCUGAGACUUGGAAAAUUUUAAAAAGAAACAAUGAGUCAGCAAAUGAUAUAGCAGAAGAUUGGUUAGACGGUAAGCAUGGGAGACAGCUAAAAACAUAUGCCAAACAUUAUUUUUCUAACAGCAUUCAUGUAUUUAUUCAGAUUUAUUUUGAUGAGGUAGAGACAACAAAUCCGCUUGGAUCCAAAACUGGAAUACAUAAGUUAGGUGCAUUUUAUUUCACAAUAAAAAACUUUCCACCAGCUGCAAAUUCUGCAUUAAGCAAUAUUCAUUUGUUGGCCUUGGCACAUUCGGAAGACAUUAAACGGUACACCACUGAUCCUGUUAUGGAAGUUAUUGUUCAGCAAUUAAAAGACUUACAUGAUGAGGGCUUUACUGUUUUUUGUGAUGGAAAAGAGAUAAAUUUUCGUUGUUUUUUAACACAAGUUGUUGGUGAUAAUUUAGGGCUACAUGCAAUUCUUGGAUACAUGGAAAAUUUUAGCAGUGCUUCAUUUGCUUGUGACUUGUGUAUGGCAACUCAGGAUGAGAUGCAAAAAGUAUUUUGUGAAUAUUCUCUUACAAUGAGGACACAACAAUCAUAUGAGCAACAUAUUGAGCAGCUUAAUAAUGGUACCAUUUCAUCUAAAGAGUGUGGCAUAAAGCGUCCCUCAACUUUAAAAAGUUUGAACUAUUACCAUCCUGCUUGUAAUGACUCAGCCGAUAUAAUGCAUGAUUUGUUUGAAGGUGUAAUUCCGUUUGAAGUCAAGUUAUUUUUGCGCCACAUAAUUUAUGACUUGAAGCUUAUUAAUCUCCAUGGGCUUAAUUGUCGUAUUAAUACAAUGGAUUAUGGUCUGGUUAGUAACUCAAAGCCAAGUUUUAUAAGUGAGUCACAUUUAAAAAGUCACAGCUCAUUGCUUGGACAAAGGUCAGCUCAGAUGCUGAUUUUGUUUUUAGAUUUACCAUGUAUUUUAGCUGAUGUUAUUGACAAAGUAGAUAAUUUAAAAUGGCGUUUGUACCAAUUGCUAAAACAGCUGACAGAAAUUAUUUUAUUGCCAAACUCUGUACUGUCGCAUGUCUUGUACUUAAAAGAUCUUGUAUCAGAGCAUCAUGAGUUAUUUAAAAUAUGUUAUCCUGAUAAAAGACUUUUAUACAAACAUCACAGAAUGGUUCACUAUGGUACUAUAAUAGAGAAUAGCGGACCACUUUUACAUAUGAUGAAAAACGAUAGUGUAUUAAAAGACGUAACAUGCUUAAAAAAUACAACAGCUAUAGCUUUCAGUUUAACUGAAACUUUAAACAGCCCCCUUGAUGAGUCAGCUGUGUCACCAACAUUAUCAUCGACACUUCAACUUUCACCUGACGUUUUAAACGAGUCAAGAAAAAUUAAGUUAAAGGUUGCUUUAAGAUUAGAUAACAUUGACUUUAACAUACGUAGUUUGCUUGAUGAGCAUCAAACAGGUAAGCUUGUUUUGGCAGAAUAUGAUUCUACAGGUGCACUUAUUAAAAGGCGUCAAGAUAUGAUCCACAUUGUUGUUAACUCAAUGGUCCAUAGAGUUGGAAAUAUGUAUCCUUCUACAAAAACCAAAUCUAAUCUUGCAAAAGCAAUUAUCACUGCCUUUCCAAAGCUGCAUUCUGGUGGAAAACUUGGAUAUGAAAACUAUUAUAGUCUAUAUACAGAAUUUGUAAUGAGUAAUAAGAAAAAGAAGGUCACUCCUCAUGGCCACAUAGAAGAGAGACUGAAAACUAUGCGUAAACAUGUUGGUGUUCAUUUUCAAGCUCGUCGAAAGAGAGUUAUUGUUUUAGCAGAAGAGUUCCACUCAUCAGGCAUCAACUCCGAUGGAAAUUGUGCUUCAAAGUCUUACUCACUAGCAUCAGUUAGUCAUAGCUUUGGGUACUCAUUGCAGUGUCGGUCAAUUAUUUAUUGUUACAGAGUGUCGAGCUAUUCCUGUCAACAGAUGUAUAUCUUAUGCUGUUGACAUCUUAAUUAAACUUUAUUUUUUAAUGAACAUGGAGUAUGCGGAACAAUGUAGCCACAUAUUGUACUUUUUGCAGCAUACCGUGUUAGGUUACCAAGAUGAAAUGCAUCUAUCGAGAGGAGCGAGUGACUUGUCCCUUUACCUUAGACAAAAACUUAAUCAAUUUUAAACGCAGAAACAAUUAUAUUUUGGUUAUUAUUUGCUAUAUGCAUUGUUAUUGCUAUAUUGCUUAAAUUUGUAUAAAUUAUACUUUUAAAUAUAUUGACUUUCUGAAAAUAAAA
Hydra vulgaris (swiftwater hydra) is the source of this 3415-nucleotide messenger RNA. NCBI's taxonomy places the organism in Eukaryota, Metazoa, Cnidaria, Hydrozoa, Anthoathecata, Hydridae. The record is from RefSeq and is a predicted model, not a curated record.